AUGGAAGGUCGUCGCGCCCGAACAAGAAGCAGCUCUAGCGCUUCAAGUCUGUUCUUCCCCGCACCGAAAGUACCUCCUCAAAAGGGUAAUUUCGUAAUGACCUUUUUCUCGUGUCCUGUUGGCAAUGUCGAGCAAGCGUCGUCUUCAACGCACUCAGCGCGCCCCAGAGCCACAACAAUCGUGGACAAUACAUACAAGAUGAAGCCUGAGAAACGAUUCAGCGCUGAAGAGGUUCGAAGCAUCAUUGUUCAGCAUCUACAGUCGCUAGAGUCGCAAACGUACGAGGCGAAGAGAUGCAGAGAGCUCGCUAAAGGUAUGUCUAACUCAAUCAUGAGCGACUUGAAACAGCUUGGCUACGCUCGGUUUAAAUUCGUGUGUUCCGUGACGAUUGGACAAGUAAAAGGGCAAGAUGUGAGAAUUUCCAGCCGUUCCAUCUGGGACACUGACUGUGAUACGUUUGUGUCAGAGAGCUACCAUAACGACUCUGUAUUUGCUGUCUGUGUUGUGUUCGGAGUUUAUCAAGAGUAG
This is a messenger RNA of Pocillopora meandrina, 528 nucleotides long. The record is from the annotation of a GenBank genome assembly. NCBI's taxonomy places the organism in Eukaryota, Metazoa, Cnidaria, Anthozoa, Scleractinia, Pocilloporidae.